Molecule: messenger RNA, 453 nt
Organism: Suillus discolor
Lineage: Eukaryota; Fungi; Basidiomycota; Agaricomycetes; Boletales; Suillaceae
Exons: 10
Coding region: 1-453 (150 amino acids)
Source: RefSeq, a predicted model, not a curated record
AUGUCAGUCUCAGACACCUUCGGUUUGCAAUUAGCCAAGUAUACUAACGUCGCUGCAUCAGCAAUCCUAAUUUAUGAUUACUUUAUCACGUCACAUUCUGAAGUCCAAUGGACCUGGGGACGGAAGUGGGGAAUCAUUCGCAUUACCUUCACACUUUCACGAUAUGUACCUUUUGCUGGUGCAUUUAUGACCUCGUAUUCCGCUGUCAAGACAUGGGGCACCCAAGAUUGUGCACCUUUUAACGAUGCUGUAAAUGGCUUACAUUUCUUGGGCGUCAUUGCCUCGGAAGGUCUGUUGAUUGCCAGGGUUCAUGCCUUCUCCGGCAACAAAAAGACUAAUCUUAUUAUUCUUUUAUCCUUUGGCUUGACCAUCAUGGUGACGUGUGUGAUCCUAAGUGCCGCCCCCAUCCAUUUCAGCGACCCAGAAGGCGAGGUCUUGAAGUUCGCCUCUUAG